CCUCCCCCCUGCAGACCGCCUCCACCGUGCAGCUCCCGGUGCGCUGAUCGGCCAGAUUGCACCGACCCCCCUACAGCGCGACUGGCAGCAUCGCCCACUGCCUGCAAUGGCGUUCAGGCGGCUCUAGUGUGUCCGAGCGUGUUUCGGUAGUGGCGAUUCCGUCCCGGACAAUUUACUAGCGUGGGAUAGAAAACAUGUUUCUUUUUUUAAAAGAUUUUUUUUUGUUUGCAUCACGAGCGUGCACAUUCCGUUCACGAGUUUGAGCUCGUGGGUCUCAGUUGUGUUUGUAUCACGCGUCAAAUGGAGCCGGGGGAGCGGUGGAUGUAUGAAUGGGCCAAAAGGAACUAUAACAAGUGGUGGAUCUGAUAAGGCAGCGUUGCCGUAGGUCAAACGAGACUCCUCACUUCCACAUUCUAAUGAGGCCACGGCGAUGCUGACAUCCCCUUUGAAUCUUAAGAACUCAUCAUGCUGAAGACGGAGGCCUCGGGGGAGAGGACCAGCCUCCGGAGUGCCUCCCCCCACCGUAAUGCCUACCGGGCUGAGUUUCAGGCACUCAAGAAGGCCUUUGACCAGCCUCGGGUAGAAGGAGCCUCCAAGCCCAGGGACCUCGAGCGUGUGAAACAGCCAAGGGGUCGCCAGUAUGGCGGCCAUGUCAGUCGCAUUAAGGACAUGUUCAUAAAGAUGGGCUCAGAAACUGUGCCAGAGAAGGCCAAGAGUUGUGAUGAUUUCUCGCCACAAAAGAUGGUCAAGCCCACGAACUUCAUCAACAAGGCCGAUGGAUCAGUGAUAAAACUCCAGCAUUCUGUAUCAGCUGACAGGAUUGGAGGUGCUGGAGUAAAGUUCUCUGAAACCAGGAAGCUGUUUGAGCAGCACUCACGUGACCAGUCCCAAUCACCCGUCUUUCCAGGCGGACGUGAUAAACGAGGUUCCCAUGAGCAUCUAGAUGACUGGCGAGGUGCUCGGUCUAAUCGAGGCAGCACAGACUCCUUGGACUCACUCUGCUCCAGAACGGAGGCGUGCUCGCCAACUGUCAGUCAACUGAGUGCUGUUUUUGAAAAUGUUGACCAGCCCAACCAUGGCGCGCAGCUCAAAGGAGUCAGCAGACGGGCCCUCUACUCACCAGAUGGGUGCCACCGCCCUGGAGGUGAUGUCAGCGAAGAUGACUCGAGACAAUCUCCAGUUCGCGAGAGCUACCAGAGCAGGACAGGUGGGAAGUUUCCCACAUCCUUGUCUUCUGAGGACCUUCUCAGCGCCAGUCCUGGGACAGAGACUGAGACGGAGCUGAAACCAGUACAACAAGAGGACGAAGCCCAGGACAAAGCAGACAAAGAUAGGCGGCAUCUUUCCGGGGUCACCACCAACGGAGGCCAGGUGAAUGGUUCAUGUGAAGAAGAGGAGAAACCUUCAGAAACAAGAAAACAGGUUGAGGAUCUAGGGGUGUCCAAAGCUUCAAAAUCUACAGAUGGUCCUGUGAUUACCAACAACGCUUUGGAAGAUGCAACCCCUGAGCCGUUGCCGACCGCAACGACACCAGCUGGAGAAAGACUCGAGGAUGGGGAUGGUUCAAGAGAAGACACGUCCUCUGGGCCUCCCAAAGACCAGGCGGAAGAACCUGAUGAGGAAUACCUUGGGAAUGAGCGGGUGAUUUUUAACGCCGACGGGGACGCCUGUUACCAGGGUUGGGGGGAGAGCUGCACAGAUCCCGAGGAUGACCUUUACGGAGACGAUGAGGAUGUUGUCUACGACCCUGGCUCCGAUCUGACAGAGAUCCCUGGUCUGUCACACGAAAACAAAGAGGACGUCCCUCCAAAGAGGAAGAUUCGUUUCAGCACUGCCCCCAUUACAGUGUUCCACACCUACUCCAACGACGACUAUGACCGUCGUAACGAAGAGGUGGAUCCCGUGGCCUCCUCCGCAGAGUACGAGCUGGAGAAGAGGGUGGAGAAACUGGAGCUCUUUCCCGCGGAGCUGGAGAAAGAUGAAGACGGCCUGGGGAUAAGUAUCAUCGGGAUGGGUGUCGGCGCUGACGCAGGACUAGAGAAACUGGGUAUCUUCGUCAAGACCGUCAUCGAGGGCGGAGCCGCUGAGAGAGACGCCAGGAUCAAGGUGAACGACCAGAUCGUGGAGGUGGAUGGGACCAGUCUGGUGGGCGUCACCCAGAGCUUCGCCGCCACGGUCCUCAGGAACACAUCAGGAGUCGUCAGGUUUGUGAUUGGACGGGAGCGUCCGGGCCAGCAGAGUGAGGUGGCCACGCUCAUCCAGCAGACCCUGGAGCAAGAGAGGAGGCAGAGAGAGCUGCUGGAGCAGCAGUAUGCCCAGUACGAUGCCGAUGAUGACGAGCAGACAGGAGAGUAUGCCACAGAUGAGGAAGAGGAGGAGGAGGGGACAACAGUCGCAGGCCAGGACAAAAACAUUGAGGUGUUUGAUCUGCCAGAGUCGGAGGAAAUCUUGUCUCCCUCCGAGUUAGACGGCAACAAACUCUUCCAGAAGUUCAGAGAGCUCCAGAUCAAGCACACAGUGACCGAGGCCGAGAUCCAGAAGCUCAAAAACAAGCUGGCGUCAGUGGAGAGGGAUAAGCAGCGCUGGGAGAAGGAGAAGAACCAGCUGAAGGCCAGCAUCGAGGACAACAAGGAGAGGAUGCUGAAGCUGGAAAGCUACUGGAUCGAAGCGCAGACUCUCUGCCACACGGUCAACGAACACCUGAAGGAGGCCCAGGCCCAGUACCAAACUCUAGAGAAGAAGUACAACAAGGCCAAGAAACUCAUCAAAGACUUCCAACUGAAAGAGGUGGAGUUUGUCCAGAAGGAGGAUGCAGAGAGGAGGCGUCUGGAGGAGGCUGAGAAAGCUCACCUGGCUGAGAUCCACAGACUGCAAGUCAGGAUUGCAACAUUAGAGUCCGAGCUGAUGCAGCUGAUGAAGCAGAACGGCAUCCAGGUCAACAACAACAACAACAACAACAGCAACAGUGCCGAGAGGCUCGGCGCUCAGCAGCACAGCCCCAAGAGGGCUGCAGCACAGGCCAGAGACCUGAGGGAGGCCUCUCGUCAUUCACCCAGCAAAAACAAGAGCUACGCUGGAAUCAGCCGAGACAGCAUCAGCUCUACAGAGGGAGAGCUCCCAGAAGGACACGGCAGUCCAGCUCACAGUCGGCCUGGUUCCAUUCGUAGCGUGGCCUCUUGUGAAGGAGCCGCUGCGGCCCUGAGGGCGCCCGGCAGCGCAGAGAGCUCCCCCAGACGGACAGCACACCGGCCGUCCACUGCAGGUUCUCGGUCUCCUGCGAUGUCGAGCCCCUCUCGCUGUGUGGAGGAACACAGACAAACUCCGGAUGCAGGCUCCUCAGAGCCGUCAGCAGAGGACGGUCCAGAGAAACUCAAGGUCAAGGGACCGUCUCUGAGCGAGGAUCUGAGUGGCAGCAGCAGCAGCUCAGUGGAGAUCAGCGGCAUGCUGAGUGAAGCAAAGAUGUCGGGACGCUCACACACACUGGCGCUCUCCUCCGAUGAGAGUCUGGAUAUGAUAGAUGACGAGAUCCUUGACGAGGGACAGCUUCAGAAGCAGCAUCACUGGCAGAACCGCAGCAUCACCGAGUGGACCUCCCAGCAAGUGGCUCGCUGGUUAAUGGCGCUCAACUUAGAACACCACAUCCCAGAAUUCACUGUCAACAACAUAGAUGGAGAACAGCUGCUACAGCUGGAGAGCGCUGAGCUCAAGGCCCUUGGAGUUUCUUCUUCCCAGGACCGUGCCCUCAUCAAGAAAAAAAUCAAAGACCUUAAAGUUCUGAUGGAGAAGGCCAAGAGGAACCGAGAGAAAGUGAAGAAACAACGCGAGAAGCUACAGAAGCGAGAGCUUGAGCAGCAGCAGAAAGAGGCGCGCAGAGAAAGCACGGCAGAGUGAAGUGCAUUGUUAGAUCUCCGAUCUCCGACCCUCCCGCUUUACUGUAGCGCCACACCAAGUAGCGUCUGGAGGAACAGAGCGUCAGUAGGCCCCACAUAUGAACCCUGAGGGACGCCUGCUCAGUGGUUCGAUAGUCCUCAGUGGUGCCGCACACCCAACUGUCGGAGGCUGUUGAGGGACUUUUUCACCAAGCAAAGUAAACCAAAAUAAGCCGUUGGAUAAUAGGAUCCUGCCCCGUUCAGUUGCCUCAUUUUACACCCACCCUGAGUUUUUUGGCCAUUUAACGUGUUACUCCGUUCUAUUUAUUUAGCUGUUUAUUGCUGUACAUUAGGUUUAUUUAUUCAUAGCCAGAAUAAGUCUGUGAAAAGUUGAUCUCAUCCUCAUACCAUAUCAUCUUCAGAGCCGUCUGCAUUACCCGUGAAAGGUCCCGUAGACAAUCAUGUACAUGCACAGCGAUGAUACAGAUUCGUCUGAGGGGCCAUUUCAAUAAAUUAAUGUAUAACCUGUUCGGAUGCAUAGAUCCGUGAAAUUGCUCUACUGCAUUGACGGAGCUCAUCCAGGUCAGGCCUGUGAGGUGGAAUAGUAUGAGGCAGUAUUCAUCUCCCACCACUGGGUGGCCCCAUGCUGCUUAUUUUCACUACUGAAGGAGUCAACACUGGAACUUCCUGAUAGGAACUAAAGCGGAACCAAGUUUAAUGGGGAGAAGCAAAACUCUCUCAGUCCUCGCAAGAACACUGGAAGUGCAAACACUGUAAAUGUAACCUCUGCUGGCGCGUCCAGUGCUCCACACAGUAAACAUGUACCGACUAAAGCAGUUCACAAAGUAUGAAUGACGACAAGGACAUACUGUAACUCAUUGGACUGGUUCUGAUGGAGACUUCAGGUACAUUGUAAUUAUGACAUUUGUAAUUAUCCAAUCGUGUAUGACAAAAACAAAAGAGAAAAUGUUCAAAUUAAACUUCCUGCUUAGAUGCUUAAUGUGUUUAGCUUGGACACAGCUUGUAACCUGCUUUUGAACCUCUUUUUGUAUUUUCUCUUAAUGCCCCACCACUGCCUUUUAGAAAUUCUAGACUAGAUUUUUCUGAACUCUACCCGCUUCAGUUUGAGUGUCCACACAGCGUAGACUAAACAAUUGUAAUUGUUCAUUUCUUUUCGUUCAUUACGGGAUACAGUUCACCUUUCAGAUGACUUUUAUUCUGAAUAAUAUUUAGGAAUGCUGCCAUAUAGACAAGUCAUCUCUGUGACGGAGGACAGAAAGAUGAUUACGCUUAUAAUACUGAUAUUACACUGGAAAUUGUACCUGAUAGAUGCAAUAUAGUUUUCAUUUUCCUAUGAAACUGGUUCAGUAAGUGACAUUUUGAUUUACUUGUUAGAUAUAAAAGAAAUAUAUGCCGUUGAAAUUGUUUUGACAGAUGUACUUUAUGCAAUCCUUGUUUUGGGAUUAUGACGCUCACUGAGAGACACGCUCCCUGUGUUCCUUCUUUAGCAUUCCCGAGAAUCAUUCUGUCGAUUCACAGUAAAUAUAGAGACGCCAGUGUCACCGUGAUCAAAAUAAAGGCAGCUUUGGACAUAAUUCCCUUUUGUCUGAAUGGCCCUGCCCGGUGUCCUGGUAACUGAUUAAAGAUAGUGGAGGUUACAGAAACCUCCGUGCAAUCCCACAGUAAUACAGGUAUCACUGAUCGACUAAUGUUAUUAUUUAUUUAUUUCUGUAUUUAAUGAAGCAACUGACUACUGCUUAUAACUUAUUAAAAAAAAGAGUAUUACUAACACCUAACCCAUGAUUUAUCCAGAAUUGUAUGAUUACCUCCUAUUGCCAAAACAUAAGUAAACAUUUUAUUAAUAGUGAUUUAGAUUCAAAUGUCUUUUUUAUCAAAUGAAGGAUUUCAAGUUUGGAAAUACUCCCCCACUUGUGCUUGUGGUUUUCCUCUAAUGCUGCUCCAGUGCAACUCCAAUAACCUGCUUAUGAUGUGUUCUUGUGGAAUAUUUUGUAACACUUGAACCUUUCUGUGAAUACCCCCCACCCCCCACCCCACCCCAGCCCCGUCAAGUCGGUCCGCCGACUGCACUCUUUUGACUCUUUUGUAUGUAUAGUGAAACACUGAGAGCAAUAUGCUGAAAGAAUCCUACAGAAGCCUUGUUUUCUAUCGUGACUGUGUGUGUGUGUGUGUGUGUGUGUGUGUGUGUGUGUGUGUGUGUGUGUGUGUGUGUGUGAGAGUGUGUGUGUGUGUGUGUGUUUGCGUGCACAGUUUGUCUGAGGGCUGAGGAGGUUAAAGGUCACGCCUGAUGAACCCAACGUAUGGAUGAGACCCCGGUGCUCGUGGCAGGUGUUUGAGUCGUGCCCAGAAGGGUUUGUCUUCAUGUGUGUAGAGAGCAAAACGAUAAUCGCCACAAACUGCUCGCCAUGCUUUCACUCUUUUAAAAAGUCGUGCUGCUUAUUCUUCUCCUCCUCCUUUUUUUUGUCAUUACCUUGCUCUAUUUUUCGCAUCCAGAAAAGUUUUAAAGGGUCCCACUGAAUAAAAUGUGCAAAGUC
This is a messenger RNA of Pseudoliparis swirei, 6421 nucleotides long. It is a transcript of the gene ppp1r9a, whose product is annotated as protein phosphatase 1, regulatory subunit 9A. The record is from RefSeq and is a predicted model, not a curated record. Lineage: Eukaryota; Metazoa; Chordata; Actinopteri; Perciformes; Liparidae. Gene Ontology annotation, cellular component: actin cytoskeleton; postsynaptic density; cytoplasm. The transcript has 19 exons. Gene Ontology annotation, biological process: calcium-mediated signaling; actin filament organization; neuron projection development. Gene Ontology annotation, molecular function: actin filament binding. The coding region runs from base 466 to 3891 and encodes 1141 amino acids.